This is a messenger RNA of Oppia nitens, 1489 nucleotides long. RefSeq lists its product as uncharacterized. The transcript has 2 exons. The record is from RefSeq and is a predicted model, not a curated record. NCBI's taxonomy places the organism in Eukaryota, Metazoa, Arthropoda, Arachnida, Sarcoptiformes, Oppiidae. The coding region runs from base 113 to 1489 and encodes 458 amino acids.
GUUUACUAAAUAUUUAUGUAUUAAUUAGUUUUGAAAUAAAUUCAAACAAAACACAAACAGUUUUAUUAUUAUUAUUAUAUAUCUUUAAUAUCACCAGAAAUUGAUCCACAAAAUGAAGAUAUCAUUGAAUGAUAUGACAUCGAUGUCUUCUGGCUCUGAUGUUUACGCUGACGACUGCAACAACAAUUGGCAUCAAUUGGACGACACCGAUGAGGACGACUAUGACUCGCCGGACGACUUCGAUUACGCUGUCGACUAUUGCGACGAUGAGAAUGGUGUCUUCUGGGGCCGGAUUACCGACUCGGAGCGCAACUAUGUGGCCGAACUGUAUCGGCAACAACGAGACCAACAACAACAGCAGCAAUCGGUGGCCGAAUUGGACGAAUCGAUGGACACCGAAACUACAUUUCUAACUAACAUUUCGGACAUUGAUUAUUCGGCUGUAGUUUCGUCGCUCGGUUCGCCCAACGAAACGGCAACAUCGAUGGCCAACGAAACGGCAACAUCGAUGGCCAACGAAACGGCAACAUCGAUGGCCAACGAAACGGCAACAUCGAUGGCCAACGAAACGGCAACAUCGAUGGCCAACGAAACGGCAACAUCGAUGGCCAACGAAACGGCAACAUCGAUGGCCAACGAAACGGCAACAUCGAUGGCCAACGAAACGGCAACAUCGAUGGCCAACGAAACGGCAACAUCGAUGGCCAACGAAACGGCAACAUCGAUGGCCAACGAAACGGCAACAUCGAUGGCCAACGAAACGGCAACAUCGAUGGCCAACGAAUCGGCAACAUCGAUGGCCAACGAAACGGCAACAUCGAUGGCCAACGAAACGGCAACAUCGAUGGCCAACGAAACGGCAACAUCGAUGGCCAACGAAACGGCAACAUCGAUGGCCAACGAAACGGCAACAUCGAUGGCCAACGAAACGGCAACAUCGAUGGCCAACGAAACGGCAACAUCGAUGGCCAACAACAACGUGUCCACCAUAUCUAAACAGGACAACGACUUGAUUGGUGGCGAUCGGGAAAAUAUGUAUAGUAAGGGUAAUUGUGAAAUUACAAUGUCGUUGAUUGACCUGAACUCGCCGCUACCGUCGGCGACGACAACAUCUAAACAGGACAACGACUUGAUUGGUAGCGAUCGGGAAAUUAUGAAUACUACGGGUAAUUGUGAAAUUACAAUGUCGUUGAUCGACCUCAACUCACCGCAGUCGCUACCGUCGACGACGACAACAAUGUCUUCAUUGAAACCUUUGAAGACUCCGUUAACAAGAUUUUCGGCCAAACGCUUAUCGAACACACCAUUACGGCGGCGGCGGCGGUCAUCACCGAAAUAUGUAUCAACUAAACGAUUUUCGUCUCCGUUUUCGGCCAAUGUCUCAGCCAAUGACUCGACUCUUGACUUCAUUCUCAACGAAAUCAAAUGUAAUUCAUCUUUGGAUGAAAAUAACGAAUCGUUUCUCAAUACGGAUAAACAGUUUGUUUAA